Messenger RNA from Phalacrocorax carbo (great cormorant), 1616 nucleotides. The record is from RefSeq and is a predicted model, not a curated record. NCBI's taxonomy places the organism in Eukaryota, Metazoa, Chordata, Aves, Suliformes, Phalacrocoracidae.
GAGGAUCCCGGGACGAACCGCGGCGGAGCAGCCAUCGCUCGGCACCGCCCGGCUCGGCACAGCCCGGCCCGGGCCAGCACGCUGGGCCAGACGGGAUGGCUGCCCACAUCCUGCACCGCCUGCGGCACGCGCUGGCCGGCGAAGGCAGCCGGGAGGAGCGGGCGCGUGGCAGCUCUGAGGUCGAGGACUUCCCAGAGAGCUCAGAGCUAGAGGACGACACGGAGGGGCUGUCGACGCGCCUCAGUGGCACCCUGAGCUUCACCAGCCACGAGGAGGAGGACGAGGACGAGGACGAGGAGGUGGACGGUGCUGGAGAGGAGCUGGGGGAGGCUCCGCAGCUGGCAGGGGCAGCAGCGGGUGCAGAGGACGGAGGCAGGUGCUGGGGACAGUGUGCUGGGGAGUGGAGCCCUGCGGCAGAGCGCCCUGGCAGCAGCUUGCUGACCCGGCAGCUCCAGGAGCUGUGGAAGAAGUCGCGGGGCAGCCUGGCACCACAGCGGCUGCUCUUUGAGGUCACCAGCGCCAGCGUGGUCAACGAGCGCUCCUCCAAGUACGUGCUCUACACCAUCUACCUGAUCCGCUCCGGCCAGUUCGACAAGGCCCCUGCUGUCAUUGCCCGGCGCUACUCGGACUUCGAGCGGCUGAACCGCCGCCUGCGCUGCCGCUUCAGCUGUGACAUGGCUGGCGUAGCCUUCCCCAGGAAGAGGCUGCGCCGGAACUUCACCGCCGAGACCAUUGCCAAGCGGAGCCGAGCCUUUGAGCAGUUCUUGUCCCACCUGCACUCCAUUGCUGAGAUCCGCCGCUCCCCUGAGUUCCUCGAGUUCUUCUUCCUGCAGGACCUGCGGGCCGCGCAGCGCCUGACCUGCACCGGCAUGUACCGGGAGGCCCUGGCCACCUGGGCCAAUGCCUAUCGGCUGCAGGACCGGCUAGGGGUCUGCAGCUCUGGCCGCUUCCUCCUGACACUGGCCGGGCUGGCCGUCUGCCACCAGGAGCUAGAUGAACUUUGCGAGGCCCACAGCUGCUGCGAGCAGGCACUGCAGCUGCUGGAGGCCCAAGGCAGCCACCCACUGCUGGGGCCCUUCCUGCAAGCCCACAUCCACCUGGCCUGGAAGGUGGGCAAGGACAAGCGGCGCUCGGAAGCCCGGCUGCAGGACCUGCAGGAGGCUGGGCCACCCCUGCAGCAGCAGCCCACCCUGAAGGAGUGUUUGAUCAAGGAGCCUCUGGAAUGAGCAUCCUGCCACUGGCACCCACACUGGCAGGAGGGCAGGGGGCUGUGUGGGGCUUGUGCCUGGGGUGGCCAGGAUAAGCAAGGGAGAUGCCACAGGUGGGUAUGCGACAGGGAGGCAGCACAGCCCGCACCCAAGAGCGGCCUCGAAAAUGCACUUUCUCUGUGGUUAGUCUGUCCUGCAGAGCCAGGUGCUCACAGCACUGCUGGGAGCCAGCUCCCCCGCUGCAGGGGGCUUCUAGAGUGGACAGGACUUAGCUGGGACAUACUGGCACUGUGUAAGGGAACGGGAGGCCUUCUGGCAGGGUCUGGGGCUCUUGCCAGGAACUUCCCAUAAAACUUAUGUAAUAAAAAAGGGUUUAUUUAAUAAAAUCUUGGUAGGAAGAAGAGCAAA